Molecule: messenger RNA, 2144 nt
Organism: Zerene cesonia (dogface butterfly)
Lineage: Eukaryota; Metazoa; Arthropoda; Insecta; Lepidoptera; Pieridae
Product: GATOR complex protein NPRL2-like
Exons: 8
Coding region: 151-1347 (398 amino acids)
Biological process (GO): cellular response to amino acid starvation; positive regulation of autophagy; negative regulation of TORC1 signaling
Cellular component (GO): vacuolar membrane; GATOR1 complex
Molecular function (GO): GTPase activator activity
Source: RefSeq, a predicted model, not a curated record
GGAAUGUUGCAGUGUGUGGGUUAUACAUUGGGUUAGUUGUGUUGUUUACGAAACAUUCAUAUGUAAAUUAAAGAGUUAUUGAGCUUCCCACGUUUGUCAUGUAAAUUAAACAAUACGCGUGAUUAUUAACUUCUGUGAGUGCUUUCAAAAAUGGAUGGAAAUUCAAAGUUUUACGAGGGCUGCGGACAAGAAGGCCCGAUUCGCUGCAUAUUCUUGUGUGAAUUCCAUCCAACAGCUGGUCCACGUAUAACAUGCCAAGUGCCCGAGGAUUAUAUUUCCAAAGAAAUUUUCGACACAGUGAGCCACUACAUCAUACCGAAAGUGCAGUUGCAGAGAUGCACUUUGACAGUAACUCUUCUCGGCUCAAAGAUAUUGGGAUUCCCUGUGCGGAUAGAUAAUAAGAAAUAUGCUCGUAAUGCAUACUACUUCAACCUCUGUUUUGUGUGCGAUGCCUGGGCGAGGACAGUACAUUUAGAGCCCCUAGUCAAAAAACUGACUGAAUAUCUUCUCUCAAUGGAAUUAGAAACGGAAUGGCUAUCGAAGCAGUCGCUAUCUGGUGAUGCAAAGGCACUCAGUGGUCUCAUGAGACAGGUCAUGCAAGACAUCAACAGCAGAAGGAUGUGCACUCUCACUGUGGGCACCACCACCACGCACUUGACCGUGGUGCGAGUGAACAGCGACCCGGCGCCCGUGAAGGACCACCAAGUGCCCGUGUUCCUCUACAGCCGGCAGUCUUUCGUCGCUGACCAGUGGGACUUGACCACGAAUCAGAUUUUACCGUACAUUGACGGUUUCAACCACGUGUCCAAGAUUGCCGCGCUCACUGAUGUGGAAAUCAGCUUGGUCCGGGCGUGCGUUCAGAACUUAGUCUACUAUGGUGUGGUCACGCUGGUGCCCAUAUUUCAGUACUGCGCGGUGUACAGUGCCACGCCCAAGUUGAGGCAGCUGACCCGAUGUCCCGGUCUGCAGAGACAAUGCGUUGAGUUUUGCGCUAGAUCGCCCCGGCAGCUGCCGAAGGUGAGCGACCUGUUCCGCAUGUACGCGGGCAUGACGUACGGCAGCACGAUCCGCGACCUGUGCCGCCGCGUGCGCCCGCAGGAGCUCGCCAUCAACGAGCGGAAGCUGGUGCUGUUUGGCGUGCUCGAAGGACUCAUUCGGCGGGUCUAUAAGUACCCAGUGACGCUCCACAGCGACUCGGCGUCGAGCCGCAGCGCGCCGAGCGCGUGCGCGCGCUCCUACAACGGGCUCGUGUGCCUCGACGAGCUGUGCUGCCAGAGCGGCGUCUCCGUCUCGCUCAUCGAGGAGCAGAUGGAGAGGGACAGCGAUGUCGUGUUCAUUGUCAAAUAGUGUAGCCCGUUGGCUGGGUUAUAGUGAUGAGGGAUGGUAGUGCUACUCUAAUUAGCCAGGUUAUACAACUGUCUUUGAAGAACAGAUGAAGAAACGGCGAUGUCGCGUUCAUUGUCAAAUAGUAGAGUGCGUUGGCUGGGUUAUAGUGAUCGGGGAUGGUAGUGCUACUUUAAUUGUCCGAGUUAUUUCUUAUUGAUGAUCAGAUGAAGCAACGGCAAUGUCGUGAUUAUUGUGAAAUAGUGCGUUGAUCGAAAUCAAUCGGGUUCUUGUAACAUACUCAAAUUGGGUGGAACGGGAUACGCAAAUUGUCCGGGUUAUUUCGUCUCACGUAUCCAGGGGCAGUGGAAUGGGUUCUUUGUUUAAUCGUGCUUCCAAAGUUGUCUGCGUUAUUGUGACUCGCUUAUUGAGAACAGAUGGAGAGAACGGUAUUGUGUUCAUUAUUAAAUAGUGCUUCUCAAAUUGGUCAGUUUAAUUAUAAUAUUUGUCUAUAUUGUGGACUGUGAAAGAGACAAGACUGUGGAGUUAAUUAGAAAUGAGUAGAAUAGUAAAUAUUUAGUGGUACUUUUUCUAGAUGUGGUUUGCAACUGUGCAAAAUUGUGGGAUUCGUUUUGGAAGUGUAGCUAAAAUAGACGAGAUGUACCUACAUUAAAAUAUUAAAUGUAAAUUGUAAACAGACUGGUUGUAAUAUAAGACUUUGGGAAGACCGAAGUUGUGACGUAAUUCAAAGAAAAUUAAUUAACUGGGAAAGUAUCUUAAGGGUGGAUAUUAGGAUUAUAUUUCUUAUUGGAAAUUGUUAU